Molecule: messenger RNA, 3713 nt
Organism: Solanum tuberosum (potato)
Lineage: Eukaryota; Viridiplantae; Streptophyta; Magnoliopsida; Solanales; Solanaceae
Product: protein ROOT PRIMORDIUM DEFECTIVE 1-like
Exons: 3
Coding region: 152-1396 (414 amino acids)
Molecular function (GO): RNA binding
Source: RefSeq, a predicted model, not a curated record
CUUAUAUUCUAAUUUGGAUAAGAAAUUUUAAUCUAGAAUCUUCCAUAUACUUUUUUUUUUUUGUUUUUUCCAUUUGGUGUGCGGUGACUACAUUGGAGUCCAACUAAAUCCGGAUUCAAUAUUUAUAUUCUAAUAAUAGCCUCAUACCGAAAUGCGGAGGAUUUUAGUAAAACAAGGUUCCACUAUUUCCAUAUUGAAUUACCAUCAGAAGCGUACUCUUGUCAAUGUAAAGCUUAAAUGGGUUAAAGAUAGUGUCUUGGAUUCUGUAGUAGCUAAAGGUACACAACUUAAGGCUGGAACUACACUAGUUUCCAUCAUUGCCUCACAAUCCACUUCUGGUAUUCCUAUUUACCAUCUCCAAAGAAAGCAUAGGCAGCUUGGACUCCCUCAUGACUUGAAAGUUUCCACUUUCCUUAGGCGAUACCCGAAUAUUUUUCAGGAGUUUUUUUGUAGUGAUAGUGCUGGUACUCCUGUUCCGUGGUUCAAAUUAACUCCUGAGACUUUAGAGUUUCAUCAUGAGCAAGUUGACGUUUUCCGCCAGUGCAGUACAGAUAUUGUUAAUAGGUUGAGAAAGGUUUUGAUGAUGACCAAUAAGAGGAUGCUUCCUCUUCAGACAAUUGAUCAGCUAAAAUGGGAUAUAGGCUUGCCGCAUGAUUGUGCUAGUUCAUUGAUUAUUAAAUAUCCUGAGCUGUUUAGUUUGGUGGACCUUCCUGAUGGUCGUGUCGGUCUGAGGCUUUUAGCAUGGGAUCACAAAUUAGCUGUUUCCCAUUUGGAGGCGAAUUCUGCAAAGGAAAAUGGGACCUUGAUGUUUCCUAUUGGAUUUACCAGGGGUUUUGGGUUAAAGAGAAAAUGUAUGAAAUGGUUGGAGGAAUGGCAAAAGCUGCCUUAUACUUCUCCUUAUGUAGAUGCUUCUCAUUUGGACCCAAGGACAGAUGUGUCAGAGAAGAGGAUAGUUGGAGUCUUUCAUGAGCUUUUGAACCUCACCUUACAAAAGAAAACAGAGAGGAACAAUGUGAGCAAUCUUCGUAAGCCAUUGGAAUUGCCUCAGAAGUUCACAAAGGUCUUUGAGCGGCAUCCGGGGAUUUUUUAUCUUUCUAUGAAGGGUGACAUGCAGACAAUUGUCCUUAGAGAGGCUUAUGAGCGCAAUCAACUGAUUGAGAAGCAUCCCCUUGUUCAGAUAAGGGAGAAAUUCGCGAACAUGAUGAAACAAGGCUUUCUAGAUCGUAGUAGAGGGCUAUAUAAAGACAAUAACCAAGGUCCAGAAGAAGAGGAGUCACUGACAAGUAGUUUUGUUGGUGAGACCUGUGGAACUAGAUAUUACUCUGAUAUAGUCUCAGAUUCAGGUAUGGGUUUAGAACAUGAAGCAAAGAAGAUAAAGGUCCUUCAAGAAUGUUGAAGUUAUAAGCUGAGAGGUGAUUGGACUGACUACUUGAGGCUCUUAGAAACAUGUGGAAGUAGUUUGCAUAUGCUCUUAGUAUAUGAAUAACAUUAGAUAGAGGUCCUUUAAGAAGUACUGUUGAAGAUAAAAGCUGAGAGGUGAUUAGCUGUAACUUUGAGAUUCUCCUUCUUCAUCUAAAUUUGCGGAGAAGUUCUUCAUAAUGUUGAGGAAGUUCUCCCCAAUCUCUGCUUAUGAUCUGGUCCUUAUCUUAGUUACUCAGACCAAAUCAAAGAAGACAGCCAGUUUAUUCCAAGAAGAGGGGGAAUUAACUAAUGCGAUUGAAAGAUGAGCUGAGAGUGUGAAUUACUCCCUUCAUGGCAUCAUUUCAGAGAACCACCUGCGGAGUGCCCUUUUGUAUGUCUCAAUGAGUAUUAUUGAUGGACUUCUGUUCUGUAAGAAGUAUUCAGCUGGAACUCUUGCAGCAACUGACUCUGUGGUGUCACCUAACUGUGAUGAUUUUCAGGUCCCAUGAAUGAAUCUGAGCAAAUGUGAAAACAAAAUACCUUUUAAGAUGUCUCUGAAGUGGACACAAAAUAUUUAGAAUGCUUUAGACUCAAAAUUGCUGGUGGCACUAAAUCAGGUUAUGAGGUUUUCUAUUUUGUUAGAAAAAACAUAGAUUACCAGAAGCUGCACUAAAGCUAUUAUAUAUAUCUAUAAAUUAUAAAUUUUCUUAAUUCAGAAGCUGCCUUAAAGCUCUCACAUUAUUUUCUGCUGAACAACUUGGCUUUGGCAGACAUCUCUCAGAGAAAGAAAUAUCACUUCACCAAGGUCACUUUCACAUUCAUCUUGAACCAAAUAUUUUGAACUUCUAUCAUUAUAUAUACAAGAAGUUUCCUGAAAGAAGGAAUAUUUGGCAACGAGUUUGAGUGCUUGCAGAUAUCUAGCAUGGAUAUUCCUGAUAAAUGUUGUUCCAAAAUCAAAUGAAAGCAAGUGUAUCCAUAUGCAUUACUUGACUAUAUCCUAUCAUUACCAAAAUUAUCUUUAUACAUUUUCUGAAUAAUUUUUUGUAGUCAUAUACUUUUAGCUUUGCGCCACAUUCUUUAUGUAAGAUAUUGAGGAUUCGUUUGUCUUAUAAAUAUUAUGCCUAGAUGGGACACUGACAUUGAAACUAGUAGCCGUCAGUUUGUGUCCAUAACCCUAAAAGAAAUACAAAACAAGUGAUAUUUUACCUGUACAAGAUAAAUAAGUUCAAAUAUAUAUAAAUUCAUAGAGAGAUGAUCUGAAAAUAGCAUUUGGAUUGACUGAAGAACAAGUGCUUUUAGGAAGAAAAUGUUAGGCUUAAGUCUUUCUUAUGCAUCUAUGUGUGAGCUCCAGUAUCGAUGCUCAUUUUCAUUUAGAUCAAGUUCUUGCUAGAUUGGAUAUGUUGAUAACUAACUUCCCCUUUAGUUUAGUUUCUUCAUACCUUAUAUGGUUUUCAGGUUAGCUACUCUUCCAGUUUUAGGCAAAAAAUAAUAUCUUUAUCUUAUUAUAUGAUGUUUUCUGACUGAUGUUUUUAAGCUGUCUUAAUCUGAUCUGAAUUUCUCUUCUUCGGCUAAAUCUUUCCAUUUUCCCCUUAUUGUCGGAUUAUUGAUCCAUUUCAGAUUUGAAUUUUAUGAAUGGGCUGUAUAGCAGUUGAUGAUGGGAAUUAUGCUCUUUGGGUCUAGCUUUUAGUGAUUUCAAUCUGUUUGUUUUCCUUAUUUUCUUUUUUUAACUUCUUGAUUUAUGGAGUUUCUGUACUUCCCAAAGCUAAGUAACCAAUAAAAAAUGUUUUAUUCCUUUCUUCGCCUUUCUUGGUCGUUUACCGUUUGACCUUGCUUUACUCCCAGGUAAACCAUUGCCGGUGUUCUUUACCAGAAGUAUUGUUGCCGACUCCUUUCUCACUAUUCUUUCCCUUAUUCUUCGACUCUAUUUUUGGGGAGGUUUUUUGUUUUGCUUCUAUCUAUAUAUAAUUUCUGCUUCAGCAAUCCAAGGUGAGCACAACCAGAGACAACUUCAUUAUCAACUAUCUCAGUAAGGCCCUAUUUUGCCUGAUGAUAUGAAAGUAAAAGUGAAGACGGGGGAAAAAGGUGAUGAACCCCUAAGUCUUGUUUCAGGGGCUUCUUCAAAUCAUACCAACCUGAGAAGCUUCAGUCCCUCUUGGCUUCUUUGCACCAUUGCUGGUAAUUUAUUCCGAUAUCUACUCAAUUUUUUUUUACCUCUUCUGUUAAUUGUGUACAAAACUUAUUGAAGUAGUUACUGUUAAUAUCGGAAAAACAUGGGCGUCACGAAGGAGAAGGAAAUCUUUGAUAUCUUUAUG